Aricia agestis (brown argus) is the source of this 780-nucleotide messenger RNA. RefSeq names its product N-alpha-acetyltransferase 20 (gene Naa20A). Bases 139 to 660 code for a protein of 173 amino acids. The record is from RefSeq and is a predicted model, not a curated record. Gene Ontology annotation, biological process: N-terminal peptidyl-methionine acetylation. Lineage: Eukaryota; Metazoa; Arthropoda; Insecta; Lepidoptera; Lycaenidae. The transcript has 4 exons. Gene Ontology annotation, cellular component: NatB complex. Gene Ontology annotation, molecular function: protein-N-terminal amino-acid acetyltransferase activity.
CUUAAAUUUAUUCAUUUUAGUGUUUAAUAAUUUAUUAAAAUUACAACCUUCUAUUUUAAAUAUUAUAAUCUACAAGCAUACCAAAUCUUAUAAUCCAGGAAAUACACAAACAAGUCAUUUGACCUGUUUUUUGUUAGGAUGACAACAAUACGGCCGUUUACAUGCGAAGAUAUGCUUAAAUUCAAUAAUGUGAAUCUUGACCCACUGACAGAAACUUAUGGUCUGUCGUUUUAUACACAAUACUUAGCUCACUGGCCAGAGUAUUUCCAAGUUGCUGAAUCUCCUAGUGGUGAAAUCAUGGGAUACAUCAUGGGAAAGGCUGAAGGCCUUGGAGAGAAUUGGCAUGGUCAUGUUACAGCUCUCACGGUUAGCCCUGAUUAUAGACGACUAGGUCUUGCUGCCACACUUAUGAAUAUACUUGAGGAAGUAUCGGAAAGGAAAAAGGCAUACUUUGUUGACUUGUUUGUAAGAGUCAGCAAUAAAGUGGCAAUAAAUAUGUAUAAAAAUUUGGGAUAUAUUGUGUAUAGAACAGUAUUGGAGUAUUAUUCUGGAGAUCCAGACGAAGAUGCUUAUGACAUGAGAAAAGCGUGUUCUAGAGAUAUUGAGAAAAAAUCAGUGAUAGCUCUAACUCAUCCUGUUAAACCAGAGGAUGUAGAUUGACUAGUUAGCUUAUUGAUGAUGAUUGCUCUUGUUAGCUAUAUUGCAUUCUUCAUGGACUGUGAUCAACACCCUCCGAUACUAUCUUGACGGUAUAUGCAAUAAAAAAUGGAAUUUUAAGUA